Messenger RNA from Phaeodactylum tricornutum CCAP 1055/1, 1984 nucleotides. RefSeq lists its product with no specific name. The coding region runs from base 45 to 1976 and encodes 643 amino acids. Gene Ontology annotation, cellular component: endoplasmic reticulum. NCBI's taxonomy places the organism in Eukaryota, Bacillariophyta, Bacillariophyceae, Surirellales, Neidiaceae. Gene Ontology annotation, biological process: response to endoplasmic reticulum stress; positive regulation of ERAD pathway. The record is from RefSeq and is a predicted model, not a curated record. The transcript is spliced from 2 exons.
UGAUAGUGUAAGAAAAAGAGCGCUUUCCAUGGAUAUACUUUGUCAUGACCUAUCAGUAUCCAAUGGAACGUGUACUCUUUAAUUUACAUCAGAAGAUGUGCACAUCUGCGAUGCGACGAACGAGUAAUAGAAGCAGGAGUCUGGCCGAGCAUGUUCUUCUCGUGCUCGCGGUCUGUGGCUUUGGAGCGCUUCUUCUGCUGCAUAUAUCGUUUGUGUACAGCGGAACAUCUACCGGUCGCAUCGAUUCCAGCUUUCGAAAUAUUCCGAUAGCUUGCUUACCAAGCGUCCCGGGGUUUGUGAUGAAUGCCGAUAUUUCUCAUGUCAGCCUUAUAGAUGACGGAAAUUCAAGUGCAAGCUCAGGACUCAUGGAUACAAAUUGUUUGGUUGCGCAUAAACACAAUAUGACUGACUCUUGUUCGAAUAGAGAUGCCUCAAGGAAACAAAAAUUGUUUUCAUUCUCGAGGGUGAAGGGUUAUCUCCUUCUCCCGGAUUCUAUUUGUGAGCAGCAUGAUGUUUCGGUACAGCACGUUGCAAUAUCCAAGUCGGAUGUCCAGUGUUUUGGAGAACCUUUUCUGCAAGCUCUCAUAUUUGGCCUCGUAGGGCCUGAUACCGUCAUACUAAAUUGGCUUCUGACUCUUUACGACGGCGAGGGGUUCGUCUACAACCCGAGAACGAAAGUGUUGCAUGAUUUGAGCCAACACGGAAUAAGUUUGAAGUACGACGGGCAUGACUUACCGUACAGCAGUAAAGCCCAAGACGAAAGCCUGAGUAGUGAACGAUCGUCAUUUGUAUCUAUGAUCUGGUAUAAGCAUCUCUUCUUGAAGUUUGCUGUUGUGCUCAAAACGACCUUCCUCUUCUUUAUAACUACAACGUUGGUUUCCUUCACACUCCGAGAAACACAAGAGCGAAUGCUGGACUUCACGCACCAGCUCCAGGCACGGGUACGGUCCCGAAGGCCUGUAGUCAAUCUUGUUACAACCCAUCUCGCAGACAGUCUUGUCUUUUGUCCUGUGAUGGUGGGCAUGAUUUUUUUUCUCAUUGAGUUUUACCGCGCACUUGGGUCCACUGUUUGCUUCAUGGCGCAUUCCAUGCUCUUUUUCUGGCAUCGAUUUGAGUUACCUGCUGUUGCGUUAGGGCACAUUACGGUGGAAAAUCCACGGAUGGGAAUGAUACCAUCAUCGACUGGUAGCGGGUAUCGUGUACAGCCAGCAACGAGCGUUCAAGGCUCUCCGGCUCCACACACAAAUGGGGCUUCUUUGGAUCGGAUUACACGUGCAAAUAACAACGUAACAGCUGGCCCCGCGAUCCAACUUCACCCUCGCCAGUACCAAUUGGUCCGCCAGCACAGUCAUGGGACAUCUGCCAGCAUAGGGCGCAUGUCUCGGCAAGCUUCAUCUACUGCUCUAUUUCAUUCUGGCGAGGACGGCGAUGAAUCUUACAUGUAUUUCAUGGACGGGGAAGUCGUUAUGCACCGCGCACAUACUCCUUCAUCCACCACCGGGUCAGGUGGCUACGGUACGUUCUCGACCACAAGUAGCCCUUGUCAUGAUUGUCCACUGACGCAGCAAAACACCGGCAUACCUGAUCAUGUAUUGGCCGAAGUCGGGGUUGGACCGACUAUGGAAGCUGAUUAUGUGGACAAUGAAGGAGCCUUGCUUGACUUCAAUCAUGGUGAAGAAGAUAUUACCGCAAAUACCAGCGCUUACUGCACAUCAUCACCGGCGCGCUCGGUGAUGCCUCAUCGACAAGACGAUACCGAACCCAGCACCCUGCAACUGAUUCUGGAUGCGACUCCUAGGUCGGACAAUUUGAGUAAUCAUGGCUCCCGACAUGAUACCGACCCAAUGUGUCCGCCCCACUUUAAGCACGACGAAGCUGGCCCCCCUCUUCCGCAUGCCUUGUCAGACGACCGGCUGGCCACACUUGCACCACGGCGGCGAUUAUUAGGCGGUGCGACGCAUCCAAAAAAGGAUUGAAAAAGAUU